Morchella sextelata is the source of this 348-nucleotide messenger RNA. RefSeq lists its product as uncharacterized. Gene Ontology annotation, molecular function: nucleic acid binding. Gene Ontology annotation, biological process: DNA integration. The record is from RefSeq and is a predicted model, not a curated record. The coding region runs from base 1 to 348 and encodes 115 amino acids. Lineage: Eukaryota; Fungi; Ascomycota; Pezizomycetes; Pezizales; Morchellaceae. The transcript has a single exon.
AUGCCAAUACCCGAUGGACCAUGGAGGGACGUAUCAAUGGAUUUCGUUACUGACCUUCCAGAAAGCGAUGGAUAUAAUGCGAUAUUGGUGGUAGUGGAUCGACUAACCAAGAUGCGACAUCUGAUCCCUACAACUAAAGAGGCGGAUUCAAAAGGAGUAGUGAGGUUGUAUAUCGAUAAUGUUUGGAAAUUACAUGGACUCCCUGAAACUAUGGUAUCUGAUCGAGGAACACAAUUUGUUGCGGAAUUCUGGAGGUCCCUUUGCGAUCGUUUGGAAAUAUCGCCAAAGUUCUCUACAGCGUUUCACCCCCAGACGGAUGGACAAACGGAAUAUAACGUGGGUCUAUGA